Molecule: messenger RNA, 582 nt
Organism: Naegleria lovaniensis
Lineage: Eukaryota; Heterolobosea; Eutetramitea; Acrasida; Naegleriidae
Exons: 2
Coding region: 1-582 (193 amino acids)
Source: RefSeq, a predicted model, not a curated record
AUGUUGAGUGAAAUUUUGAAUCAGUCCUCAUCGUCAUCAUCGGAAACAAAGAAAGAGUCGUCUACAACCAAAUAUCCCUACACUACAAGCAUUGUUGCCGAUGGAAGGAGAAAAUUUCAUACCACCUACAAAGAUGGGGAAGAAAUGGUCGAAGAGUUUGACCUUAAUACCAAUCAAUUACUAGUACGCAAACGAAGAAGACCUACCGUAUUGGGAGGUGAGGGAGAAUGGCACUUUGAAAUUGGAGGGGAUGUGAAAGUGUUCAAUCCUUUCAAUGAUUGGAUUGCACCCUCGACCACUAAUCCAAUAUUCAUGAGAAAAGACACUUCGACACAUUUUCAAUGGAGAAUUCGAAAUUGUUUUUUCACUAAGGACACCUAUCGGGUGAACGUGGAUCAUGAAAAGCAAGAGGUUGUCAUUAGCACAACCAACAAAAAGUACUACAAGAGAUUCAACAUUCCAGAACUUGUCAGAGAAUGUACACCUUCCAUAAAACUCGAAGACCAAUGUUUGAGUUGGACAUUGGACAACAAUACUCUCAUUAUUUCUGUAAGUACUUGUUUGAAGAAUGGACGAGAAUGA